UAAUUUACAAAUCCUUUGUAAAAGGAAUUUUAUAUUUGUGCUUAAGCUAAAAACAUAUAUCAACUCAUGCAUCCAUUUGUGUGUGUGUGUGCUUUUGUUUGUUCUUACAUUUUUUUUAUUGCUUUUUACCAAGUGACCUUUGCUUUUUUUCAUUACGAGAUCGACUCGUUAUCUUGUAAGAAUUUUGCAAUGUUGCAGCGCUGACAAAAAUUCCGUUUGUUUUCUCCAACGUUCUCUAUAUCUCUAGGUAGUUACAAUUCUACAUUGAAUGACAAUGCCUACAUAUACAAAAAUAACAAGACCAAAUAAUCAAUAACACUGAAGUGGGUCUAGAACUUUACGAACAAUUAUCCAUUCACAUACGUUAAUUAAACACCGCUUAUUAAAACUUUGAAGUUCAACGCGUUUUCGAUUUUUAAGAUAUUUUUAAAUAAGCAACGGCACAAAGUCAUUUCAUUUAGUCCAAAGUCCAUCCACAGCCAGUUUGUUAGUACCAUGUACUAUGAGAUGGACUUCAAAAUGAGAGUACCUAUUGUAAUAGUACUUCUGCUGUACAUAAGUACUCUAUCGGGAGUGACCGCUUUCUGUUAUCCGCAGAAUCUUGUCUACGAUAAAGAUGUGCCACGUUCGUUCGAUAUUCGUGCAUAUGAGACUUUCAUGUCCUUCCAGGGUUCUGCGAUAGGCCACUGCUCAGCAAAGUGUUUCGCUGACCUGGACUGCCAGGCGAUGGAGAUCUGUGUCACCGGCGGGGAGGAAUACUGCAGACUUGUCAGGGGAUGGGAACCAACUUUUCUCGGUCUGGACAACGGCGAUCGCUGUCAGCAAUAUAAAGUGAUGAUGAACUCUACGUGUGGCCCGGGGGAAUUCUAUGACCGAGGCACGGGGCAAUGCCUGACACAAGAGUGGUGUGACUUCGAGACCUCCCCGGAGACGUCCUGUUUCUUGAGUGAAGAUGUAGACGAUAUCUUCAACUGGUCCAGAAAAUCGGGCAGUACGAGUUCUGUUAGUACUGGACCAUCCUCGGCUAAGGUCGGAACGUACUACAAAUAUAUAGAAACUUCCUCACCCAGACUCACCGGGGACAACGCAAAGCUGGUCAGCAACAGGAUAUUCGAAGAUAAGACAUAUUGUCUUUCACUGUAUUACCACAUGUACGGGUCUACGACCGGAACAUUGCGGAUACAAACUAAAACGGGUAACGACACAUCAGUGACGCACUGGGAACGGUCAGGUGACCAGGGCAACUCGUGGCACAGCCUUAACAAUCUCACUCUCCCGCUGGAUAACAGCACACAGAUCAUUAUUGAAGGAGUGCGGGGCUCUAGCUAUUACAGUGAUAUCUCCGUGGACUACAUCGUGCUGUGGCCAUUUUCCUGUCCCUGAAGGGGCCUCCCCUGGAGAACCCUCACAAGAUUCCCUCUGUGUUAAAGCUUUACGUCACUUUAAACAAAACUGGAAUAGAAAAAAACCUCUUGUAUUAUAAUUACACUCAAAACUACUUGGCUUUGACUUUAUAUGUACUUUGUAAUUUCACUUACAUUACGGGUGGACAUACAGUAUAUACAUGUAUAUGUGUAUAAUUAUUCUAGUUAACGCGUUUCUGUCAUUUGUGCACUGUGCUGUUUAUCUGAAAAGAACAUUGUACAUUUACACGAUGUUUUCUGUUUACAUUUAAGAGUUUAUGAAAAUCAGAAAGCCCCUUUCUUUACGUAUACUCUACAUGAUCUUGUACAUUUAGUUACACAUUUAGUUAGUGACCUGAUACGGAAAAAUACAUGGUGUGAAAAGAAAACCCGUAUCAGGCGAGGCGAGCGGGUUUUCUUUUCACACCAUGCAUUUUUCCGUAUCAGGUCACUAACUAACUGUGUAACGAAUUUAUCACGCCGAAGUCCUCUAACUGUAUAUCUGAGGGUCUAUAUCAUACAACUUACUGCAUCAUAGGCCUCAAAUUCUUCAUUUUGACCCUGUUCCUUCAGACAGUCCCUAAGGAUCUUAGCCGCUUUUACAUUACACCGAAGUGUAUUCUCUGAAUUAACUUUUUUCCCCAUCUAUUUGUGUUGCUGUCGUCUGCCCAAAUCGCUUCGCCAUUUUGUCACGGCUGCACGUCGAACCCGAUAAUAAAUAAAAUUACUCGCCCAAUACGGAUUUUACUCGCAUGAUACGGUUUUUUUUUAUGGAGGCAUGUGACCAAGAUCUGACCAAUUGAAUUUUAAAAUUUUUGUCUGAGGCGUGAUAAAUGUACAUAUUGAUGAGUCCAAUAUUGCAAUCAAUAUGCAUAUUUGUCAUUAAACACUUAUCUAAACACG
Molecule: messenger RNA, 2306 nt
Organism: Ostrea edulis (European flat oyster)
Lineage: Eukaryota; Metazoa; Mollusca; Bivalvia; Ostreida; Ostreidae
Product: MAM domain-containing glycosylphosphatidylinositol anchor protein 1-like
Exons: 6
Coding region: 496-1383 (295 amino acids)
Cellular component (GO): membrane
Source: RefSeq, a predicted model, not a curated record